Aphanomyces invadans is the source of this 1047-nucleotide messenger RNA. RefSeq lists its product as hypothetical. The coding region runs from base 1 to 1047 and encodes 348 amino acids. Lineage: Eukaryota; Oomycota; Saprolegniomycetes; Saprolegniales; Verrucalvaceae. The record is from RefSeq and is a predicted model, not a curated record. The transcript is spliced from 5 exons.
AUGGAAGUAGCGCAGCUCCAAGCGACCAAGUCGGAGCUUGAGCGAGCCUUCCUAAAGGAGCGAGAUAGCUCCAAGUGGACAAAAGAGCACUAUGAUGAGCUGUGUGUUGCCUUGGACAAGGCACUGGAAUGGGGCCUCGGUGAGCCUCGCGACAAGCUCGGGAUCGGCGCUGUCACGCUCGUCCAAGAGGUUCUCCAUGCGUGCAACGCGUACGAGAAGGCGCAGAUCAAAAUUCAGUUGAGCAAGUCGAUGGGCCCCGACGACAUUCGCGUGUGCAACGGCAAGACUGUGAUCAUCGAAGAGUGCGCGCGCAUCCUCAGUGGCUUGAACAACUUGAGCCAGCAGAGUUGGAACGACGCGGUUGUGGCCCCGGAGGUCAACGAACCCAUCAUCUUCCAAAACUCUCGAAUCGAAACCAUGUCCAACGACGUGCGCUCCAAUGUCAUCUUGAUCCGAAAAGCGUAUCGCCGCAUGGAUGGCGACAUGUGGCGGGUGGAGGACGGCCUUCGCAUGGUGAGCGAUGCGGUGUCUCAAUACGACCGCCUCGUACAACGUGUGGAGUCAGAAGUCACGUCGCGCGAGCGCUUGGAAGCCGACGCGCGCAUCAACAUGAACAGAACCAAGCCGCAGACGACGGCCGCCAUUGCCCAAGAGAUGUCACAAAUCAGCAGCGGAACCAACGCGACCCCGACGUCACUGAUCCAUGACGACCAGCGCAGGAAUACGCUGAUGCAAUCCGUCGCGGCGCGGGCGACUGCUAUCGAGAUGGUCGAUCUGCAGCACAUUCUUGCCGAGCAAAUGCAGCAAGCAGUCGUGGCCGACGAUGGGCGGCACGAUGAAAAGUACGACAGAUUUGAUGGAAAUGCCACGACAAUGCCGACGGACGGCGAGGGCGAACAGUUUGCACAAUCGCUCUUUGGCGACGUCGACGGCGACACAACCGACGGGGCGCAGGCAACGCCGACCACGAGCAAAUUGAGAGCCAAGCGAUCCCAGCGACUGCUGGAACAACGCCUGGCAACAAACUUUCUCGACUUUUCACAGUGA